AUGGCGGGCGAUGAUCAACCCAAACCAAAUGAGCCGAUCGACCCUAGCUCGCCCCUAUACCUUCACCCUUCGGAUUAUCCGAGACAAAUGCAGGUUAACGAUACUCUAACCGAUAGCAACUUCAAUGAUUGGGUACAGGAGAUGUCGAAUUUUCUGUUCGCCAAAAAUAAAAUAGGUUUUGUAGAUGGGAGCAUUCGAAAACCGGAGCACACGAGCAAAGAAUACAUGCCGUGGAUGCGCUGUGAUGCGAUGGUGAAGGGCUGGCUGACCACAUCGAUGGAUAAGGAGAUACGAGCAAGUGUUAAAUAUGCAAAUACGGCUUCUGAGAUCUGGGAUGACUUGAAGGAACGCUUUGGCAAAGAAAGUGCACCAAGAGCGUAUGAGUUAAAACGAUCGUUGCACAUUACACGUCAAGAUGGAGGUACGGUUUCAGCUUACUAUACACGAUUGAGAAAAAUUUGGGACGAAAUCAAUGUUGUAUUGCCGACACCGUACUGCACCUGUGAUGGAUGUAAAUGCGAUUUAGGAAAGAAGCAAGUGCAAAAUAAAGAAAAAGAAAGAUUAUAUGAGUUUUUGAUGGGGUUGGAUGAUGAUUUUGGUGUCAUCAGAACUCAAAUACUUGCAAUGAAACCAACCCCAUCCUUAAACAAUGCAUACCACAUGGUCGCGGAAGAUGAGCAGCAGCGGAAUAUGACGGGAAAAAAGGCAACAUUUGAAGCAGCAGCCUUCCAGGUCUCGCAAAAUAAGAAAGAGCAGCAGCCAUCAAAACGACCCACUGAGAAAGCCGAGAAAUCCAGUUCGAUGAGCAGAACCGAGCACUGUACUUUCUGUGGUGAAGACGGACACAACAAAGACGGUUGUUUUAAGCGAAUUGGAUAUCCCGAAUGGUGGCCAGGGAAGACAAAGAGAGAAACAACCAAACCGAAGGCUGCUUAUGCCGAAUCAACAGCAAGCCCAGUAUCCGGCCUAACUGAUGAGCAGUACGGUAUGUUUUUAAAACUCUUCGGUGGAAAAACGCAGCCACAAGAUGAAUCAGCCCCUCAAGCCAACAUGGCAGGUAUGAGUAACAAUGAUUUUAUAUGGGGAAUUAUGGAUUCGGGUGCAACCGAGCACAUGAUCUCCCAAAAGGAGGUGCUUAAAAAUGUUGUAUCUGAACCAAACAAAAUACCCGUCACUGGAUUGAAAACGAGGAGCUUGAUUGGAGCGGGUAAUUGCGUGAAAGGCCUCUAUCGGAUGGGAGUGAUGAAGAAUGAAAUGAAAGCUUUAGCGGUCUCGUCUGGCACAUGGCAUAAGAGGCUAGGUCAUACUCCGAAAAUUAAGUUGUCUUAUGUGAACGAUUUCAAAGAUGUUGAUUUUAAUUCUGAAAAUGAAGUUUGUGAUUCGUGUAUGCGUGCUAAAUUCACAAAAAUUCCAUUUCCAAGUAGUUCAAUAAAAACCAAAGAAUGUUUUGAGCUAGUGCAUUGUGAUAUUUGGGGAGGUUAUCGCACACCGUCUUUGACCCGUGCUAGUUAUUUUCUCACACUAGUAGAUGAUUACAGUAGAUCGGUUUGGGUUUACCUGAUUAAGCACAAGGAUGAGGCAAGUGAGUGUUUAAUUAAUUUUCACCACAUGAUUGAAAGGCAGUAUGGUAAGAAAAUUAAACGUUUUCGAAGCGACAAUGGUGGGGAAUUUGUAUCAAAUCGAAUGAAAUUAUUUUAUGACAAGCAAGGAAUUGUUUUAGAAACCACAUGCCCACACACCCCACAACAAAAUGGGGUGGCAGAACGGAAGCAUCGGCACAUUCUAGAAAUAGCACGUGCCAUUCGAUUUGAGGCAAGCUUACCGGUAAAGUUUUGGGGUGAAUGCAUAUUAACCGCGGUGUAUGUUAUCAACCGAAUACCCUCAAAAUCUUUGAACAAUAAAACACCAUACGAGGUGUUACUUGGCACUACACCUACAUAUGAUCACAUGAGGGUUUUCGGUUGCUUGACGUAUCAUUGGAACUAUGAUACUAAGGGUGACAAGUUUGAGCCAAGGGGUAGACGAGGAGUGUUCGUUGGCUAUCCGUAUGGAACUAAGGGAUAUAAGGUGUAUGACUUGGAAGACAAAAAGGUGGUAAUUACCAGACAUGUCAAAUUUUUUGAAGAUUGCUUUCCAUACUUGAAUGAUAGUGAUCAAAAAAUUAAAGUGACAUCAACAUUAGAAGAAAGAGAUCAAGAUUGGUGGCAAGGGGGAGCUUUCUUUAACGAAGGCCCAAGUGACCAUCCCAACGAUGCUGGCCCAAUUAAUGAUAAUCCUAUGGGCCCACAAUCUGAUGAAGGGCCGGCUCCUUUGGAUGAAAAUCAAGAGACUCACACGCCUUUUCCAUUACAUGAUGCACCACCUGAACCGCAACCCGUAACAACCCGAAGCACCAGAAUACGGACCCAACCGCAACGUCUCAGAGACUAUUCAGUUCAACUCCCACCAUCGGUCAAUCACGUAAACCCACCUCCAGAUCAAGCGGCCUCGACGGUACAUCCCUUAACUUAUUAUCUUUCAUAUGAUAAUUUUAGUUCUAAUCACAAGGCUUUUCUUUCGGCCAUUGACUCUUGUCAUGAGCCCAAGAACUUUAUACAAGCUUCACAGGACCCCUUAUGGCGAGAAGCUAUGGAAAAAGAAGUUAAAGCCUUACAAGAUAAUGGAACUUGGACUCUUGAAGAACUUCCAUCCGGGAAAAAGGCAAUCGAUUCCAAAUGGAUAUAUAAAAUUAAGCAUAGACCUGAUGGAACGAUCGAUCGGUACAAGGCGCGUCUCGUUGCUAAAGGGUACACUCAAAUGGAAGGUGUCGACUAUCAUGAUACGUUUGCACCGGUUGCUAAGUUAGUCACUGUUCGAACUCUUUUGGCCUUAGCGGUGAAGAAAAAUUGGUUUAUUCAUCAAUUGGACGUGAAUAACGCCUUCCUACAUGGCGACCUUGAUGAGGAGGUUUAUAUGAAGAUUCCUCAAGGGUUCAUACAAGAAAAUGACAAACGUGUGUGCCGACUUCGAAAGUCCAUGUAUGGACUUUAG
Helianthus annuus (common sunflower) is the source of this 3030-nucleotide messenger RNA. Its product is annotated as retrovirus-related Pol polyprotein from transposon RE1. Gene Ontology annotation, biological process: DNA integration. The record is from RefSeq and is a predicted model, not a curated record. The transcript has 2 exons. Lineage: Eukaryota; Viridiplantae; Streptophyta; Magnoliopsida; Asterales; Asteraceae. Gene Ontology annotation, molecular function: nucleic acid binding. Bases 1 to 3030 code for a protein of 1009 amino acids.